Messenger RNA from Trichoderma aggressivum f. europaeum, 14556 nucleotides. RefSeq lists its product as uncharacterized. Bases 1 to 14556 code for a protein of 4851 amino acids. The record is from RefSeq and is a predicted model, not a curated record. Gene Ontology annotation, molecular function: catalytic activity; phosphopantetheine binding. Lineage: Eukaryota; Fungi; Ascomycota; Sordariomycetes; Hypocreales; Hypocreaceae. Gene Ontology annotation, cellular component: cytoplasm. The transcript has 3 exons. Gene Ontology annotation, biological process: secondary metabolite biosynthetic process; amino acid activation for nonribosomal peptide biosynthetic process.
AUGGAGGCACCCGCUGACUUAUCUGUGCUUAACCCACACCCGACACUAUUACCCGGCCCGGAUCUCCUCCAUCGUCUUAUCAGACAGCCGGACGACUCAAUAGCCUUGGACUACCUCGGCGGGAAUAAGCGCGUAUCGCUGUCCUAUCGCCAGCUCCAUGAUGCUGCAGAUGCCCUAGCGGCCAGGAUAUGUCGUGCAUUUGGUGAAUCCAGAGAUGAGUUUGUGGUUCCGGUUCUGGUUCACCAGUCGCCACACUUAUACAUAGCCUUGUUAGCUAUUCUAAAGGCUGGAGGUGCAUUCUGCCCGCUCAAUGUGGAUGCGCCUCCGGACCGAGUCAACUUUAUAUUGAACGAUGUUUCUGCGGUCGUGGUCGUGGCAUCCGCGGAGCUGGCCUCCCGUAUACCUCCCCAGAGCACCAUAAAGGUGCUUAUAGUUGAAGACGAAGAGGAGCCAUGCCUAGAUAUAGACUCUGUCGACUGUCGUGCUCCCAGCACGAGGGACUUGGCGUAUGUCAUGUAUACAUCUGGAUCAACCGGGGUUCCAAAAGGCGUUGGCAUCUCGCACUCUGCAGUAACACAGGCGCUGCUAGCCCAUAACCAGCAUGUGCCGACGUUUUCUCGUUUCCUCCAGUUUGCCGCUCCGACAUUUGAUGUCUCGGUGUUUGAAAUCUUCUUUCCGCUGUUUCGGGGGAGCACGCUGGUCAGUGUCGAUCGAAGGGAGAUGUUGAACGACCUGCCGGCAGUCAUUUCGGAGAUGAGUGUGGAUGCUUGCGAGCUGACACCAACGGUUGCGGCCAGCCUUUUGCGGAGACGAGAAAAUGUCCCGACGCUGCAGUUGCUGUUGACGAUUGGGGAGAUGCUCAAUGAGCCUGUAAUACGGGAAUUUGGCGGGAGCCAAGAUAGGAAGAGUCUACUAUGGGCCAUGUAUGGGCCGACGGAAGCCACCAUUCACUGCACUGUACAAGAAGAAUUCACUUCUACGUCCUCAAUAAGAAAUAUUGGCGUACCGCUACCCACCGUAUCGUGCUUUAUAGUUGAGCCUGCCGAAUCUGCGGACGAGAGUAGAGACGCCAAGAUUCUCCCCAAAGGAGAAGUUGGAGAGCUUGCCGUUGGAGGUUACCAGCUUGCCGAUGGAUAUCUCAACCGACAGGAGCAGACGGCUUCCUCUUUUAUACCCUCACCUUAUGGCUUAAUUUACAGGACCGGAGACAAAGCGCGCAUCAGCAGCGAUGGGAACAUAGAGAUUUAUGGACGCUUAUCCGAGGGCCAGGUAAAGCUCCGCGGUCAGCGGCUUGAGCUGGGAGAAGUUCAAUCUGCUGUAUUAAAAACCCCUGGAUGCCACUUGGCUGUUGGCGCCGUCAUUGAUUCCAUCCUAGUUGUAUUCUGCGUUGCGGAUACCGGCGUCACGGAAGACUUGAUCAUGGACCAUUGUCGGAGCUGGCUUCCACAGUUCAUGAUGCCUGGAGAACUAGUGUUAAUGGACGAGUUCCCUCGGCUGCCGAGCGGCAAAGUCGACACCAAGAGGCUGAAAGCGGAGUUUAUCGAGCAAAAGGUUGGCAAGGGCCAGGGUAAUUCCUCAGCUGGCCUGUCUGACAUUGAAAAGACUAUGCUGCGAGUCAUAUCGGAUACCCUGGGAGCUGAAGCAAGUUAUGAUAUGACUCUGGCUUCCGCAGGGAUUGAUUCUCUCGUUGCUAUCAAGUUGGCAUCAUCGCUUCGUUCGUCAGGGUUCGGCGUGAGUGUUGCGGAGCUGUUGAGCAUGCAGACAAUAGCACAACUUUGCUCUACAGUACAGCCUCUUUCAUCUCCUUCACAGAAUGAGACACAAUUGGUUGAUAUUCAUCUCAUGGACAAGCUGAGUUUAAUUGCGGAAAGCAAUAUUGCUUUACAAAAGGACUUGGAGCUUGUUGAAGACGUGCUGGUGUGCAGUCCACUUCAAGUGGCGAUGUUGUCGGAGACGGCACAGCGUCUGGAAGCUUACUGGAACGAGAUAGAGCUCGAGGCCACUCCUGGAAUUACUGCGACGGCAAUACAUGACGCCUUUCAUCUGCUUGCGCGGCAGAGGGAUAUCUUGCGAGCAGGGUUCGUUAGCUUGGAUGGUGGCUUUGUAUCGCCAAUAUUUAAAUCACUACAAUUCGACCAGAUACAAAUUGUCGAAGAAUUUCAUCAGCCAGAGCUAUCUGGAGACGAAGCAUUACUUCGUCCGCUUCGAGUACAGAUUCAACAGGCCAGAUCUGAUGCAGGCCCGCGCAUCCUGAUUAACAUCCACCAUGCUAUUUAUGAUGGCUGGUCUAUGGAUAUCAUACUCUCGGAUCUGACUGAUAUAAUCCGCGAAAGGCCAUUGUCUCAUCGACCGCAGUUUUCAAACCUCCUCGCUUAUACGAGCAACAUUCCAAGAGACGAAUUGGACAAUGCAAGGUCAUUUUGGGCUGAAUAUCUCGUUGAUUGGAAUAAGCCAAGUCGUCCGAAGCUGAGUGCUAGGCCAGUUGAGUCUGAUGAGACACUGUCUCUCAAGUCACAGCUUGAUAUCUCCUCACAGGCAGCUCAAGAUGCUAUUACGAAUACAAGAUAUGGCGCCCAAGUCUACUUUCAAGCAGCUCUGGCACUCAUUUGGGGUAGUAUCGCCGGUACAUCGGAUGUUUUGCUGGGGUCGGUAACGUCUGGCCGAACCAUUCCGGUAGAAGAUAUCGAAGGGAUUGUUGGGCCAAGUAUCGCUUCACUUCCUCUCCGAGUGGAUAUUAACGACUCUGCUGCGAUUUCUGAUGUCUUACGGAGCAUCAACGAGGGUAAUCGAAAAAUCAUGGAGCAUUGCCUAUUGCCGCUGUCAGAAAUUAGGAAGCUGUCAAGAUUGCAGGCGACUGAAGGGCUUUACGACGUGCUAUUCGUUUACCAGGAAUCUCUAUAUACAAAGAGUCGAAAGGAGGCGGCUAUGAGAGAAAUUCGACACUUGGACCGCUUGGAAACAAAACUGCUGUUGGAGGUGGAGCCGAAUGAUGCUGGGUUUUCCAUACAAGCUACGUAUCAUACUGAUUGGUUUCCGUCAGCCGUGGUAGAAAUACUGGUUGAGCAAGUCAAGGCGGUUUUCCAAUACAUCAUUCAGCAACCUGAUGAAUCAAUUCGGACGGUAAGAGAGGCCAUUACCAUUGAGGCAUCUGUUGCGAAUACCGACCCUGAGAAACUACAAGACGAGGUUGACCUUGCUACUUUGUUCGAGGCCGUGGCUGCGAAAACUCCUGAAGCGGAUGCCAUCUGUUUUAGCAAAUCACUCUCAGAAGUUCCUAUGACUGCGGAUACCAUGUCAUACGAAUCUCUAAAUCAACUCUCCAACCAGAUUGCUCGCUUCCUGUUGGGUCGAGGAGCCGAGCCAGGCCAAGUCAUCGCCAUCGUUAUGCAAAAGUCACCCCUUCUCUACGCCUCGAUCCUUGGAAUCGUCAAGGCAAGAUGUGCAUACCUGCCUCUUCUCCCGUCUACACCAAUUGAGAGAGUGAAAGACAUCUUUGGAUCAGGAAACAUUAGGCGUUGCGUGGUAGACAGUGGCUCCAUACACACACUUCGGGAUAUAUCUGAUGUUCAAUUCAUGGACGUUGAAUCAGCUCCGUUGGAUGACAUUGCAAACAACAACUUGGACUUGACAGUGGAUAUGUCGAGGCUGGCUUAUGUGAUUUACACCUCGGGGACAACAGGAGUGCCAAAAGGUGUGGCCGUGAGUCAGAAAAACAUUGUCAACAAUGUUACAUAUCUCGCAUCCGUAUACCCUAGCGCUCAACGAAAGGCCGGCCGACUAUUACAAGCUUGCUCACAGGCAUUUGAUGUAUCCGUCUUUGAGAUUUUCUUCACUUGGCACGCUGGCAUGUGUCUCUGCGCUGCUGUCAACGACGACUUGUUUGAAGAUCUGGAGCAUUCAAUUCGCCAGUUUCAGAUUACACACCUCAGUUUGACGCCCACGGUGGUGUCUCUAAUUGACCCCAAAAAUGUGCCCGACGUUGAAUUUCUAGUUACAGCGGGAGAGCCCAUGACUCUGUCUGUUCUCGAUUCUUGGGGAGACUUGCUGUGGCAGGGAUAUGGGCCGUCGGAGACGACAAAUAUUUGCAGCGUCAAGCGAAUGAAGCCGGGCGAGUAUAUCGAGCAUCUUGGCUGGUGCUUCCCCAACACAUCUAUCUUUGUGCUUUAUCCAGACGGCCUUUGCACUGUUCCAAUCGGCUGGAUAGGCGAGUUUUGCUUUGGUGGAGAGCAGGUCGCUGAUGGCUAUCUGAAUAUGCCGGAGCUGACGGCAGAAAAGUUUAUCAAUCACCCAGACUAUGGUCUCAUUUACCGUUCUGGUGAUAUGGGAAGGAUGCUUCCGGAUAAAUCGCUUCUUAUACUGGGCCGUAUUGAUGAUCAGCUUAAACUCAAAGGCCAACGAAUUGAAGCUGGGGAAGUCAAUAGCGUGAUAACUUCAAAUCCCUCGAUCCACGCUGCGGUAACUACGUUGGUUAGACGAGAAAAUGGUGCGGCAGAUCAACUUGCUUCAUUCUAUACGUUUUCCCAAGGACCCGACGAAGUGUUCAAGACGUUGGAUGCUGAUACCGAAUCUCAUCGUUCUUUAUACGCUACUUUGGUGUCGAGAUUACCGUCGUAUAUGGUGCCUUCAUAUCUGAUACCAGUCUCUCGAAUACCGCUUACAUCCAGCGGCAAGGUUGAUCGGCGAAAACUACAGUCUUGUUUCGAGGCUCUUUCUCAAGAGUAUCUUGAAAGUGUGUCUAGCACUGUAAAUAUGCAGGAUGAUGCAGACUGGAGCGAAUCGGAAACAAAGAUAGCAGAUGUUAUUUCACAGUCCUUGGGCGUGCCCCGAUCUGACAUUGGUCGCUGGACGCCAUUUGCAACAAUCGGCUUGGACUCGAUAUCGGCAAUUGGUGUGUCUCGCAGCCUCAAUGCUCGACUAGAGCGUCGGGUUCCUAUUUCGGCAAUCUUGCAGCACUCAUCUGUCACACAGUUUGCGCGCUUUGUUCAAGAUCACUCGGAAAGACAUGGCCCUACAAAGGACGUAGUCUUCUUUUCCGAUUCCUUCACUGAGCAAGUCCGCAAAUCUUUUGCGCAGGAGUCAUACUCGAUUGGUCAAAUAUUACCGUGCUCUCCCCUGCAAGAAGCUAUGUUAUCCCAAGGCAGUUAUUAUAACAGAAUUCUUCUGCGCCUUCAUCAUCCUGUUGAUGAGAUGAAGGGCUACUGGGAGGAGAUGACGCGGCGGCAUAGUAUCCUCAGAACAUGUUUUGUCACUACUGAUGAUGUCAAGUUUCCAAUUGCCCAAGUUGUUCUGGACAACUGGGUUAUUCAGUGGGGGGAGUUUACUGUCGCUGCCUCUCUCGAUGAGGCUGUCCAUCAACAUUUGGCCGGCGUACCUGACCCCUUGGAUACACGAGUGCCGCCUCUCUCUUUUGCCAUUAUACAGCGGGAAGACUCGAUGUUUUUAUCUUUCAUAUGCCAUCAUGCCCUCUAUGAUGGAGUAGCAAUGGAGAAUCUCUGGAGGGAAGUAGAAGCACUGGCGCAUGGCGAGCAGUUACCUCCUCCCAUCUCUUAUACCCCCUUUCUACAAGAAGCGCUAUGUCUGCCUGAUGAUGUUGAGAAGUUUUGGAGCAAUCAUUUCCGAGGCUAUGAUCCCUUGAAUGUUUUCAAGAAGCCUUCAGGAAGCAAUAUCGUUCAAUGCACGCAUCGAGAGACUCUGGAGAUAUCCUAUGGCGAAGUGAAAACCCGGCUGAGGUCUCUUGGAGUAUCGUUACUCUCUGUAUGUCAGGCAGCUUGGGCAGAUACUCUUGCAGUCUGCUCAACCUCCACCGACGUCUGUUUUGGACUCGUCAUGAAUGGCCGCACAUUGGACAUUGAAGGUCUUGACAGACUGGUUGCUCCCUGCUUCAACACGAUUGCAAUAAGAAAAGAUGUUUGUACCUCUUCUCGCAAUAUUGAUCUUGCCAAGUCGUUUCAGCGCCUCAACUCUGAUGUUCAAAGGUAUCAAUUCUCGCCUCUACGAUUGAUCCAGAAACUCGGUGCAAGAGAGGAUCGCAAACUGUUUGAUACGCUGCUGCUGCUCCAGAGCCCGUCGCAGGACAUGGAUGCCGGGGUAUGGACACUUGAAGAGGAAACUGGAGAGAUGGAUAUCCCGGUUGUCUGCGAAGUUGUUCCACACUCCGGCUCAGACUCUAUCGCGAUCAAUAUGCAUUACGACAGGGGUGCUCUCGGCGAAGAUGUUGCAUCAACGCUUGCCGAGGUAUUCAAGACCUUCUUUCAAACUAUUUUGGAUCAUCCGUCAGCUGCUCUACCCGAUAGAAGCCAUCUGCAGUCUACUCAUCUAUCUGUAUUAAGUACACUCACUGCAAAGAGGAAUACUCUUGUAGCAUCAGAGGAACUUGAGAUGAAUGACGCAGAAUGGACAGAGGUGCAGAAACAGGUUCGCCAAGUUCUCUCAAGCCUCUCUGGAAUCCCCAUCCAGAGGAUUCACCCAGAAACGAGCAUUUUCAGGCUGGGGCUGGACAGUAUUAACGCGGUUCAAGUGGCUGCUAUGCUUCGACGAGAGGGAUUCAAGGUAUCUGCCUCCGAUGUCAUUGAAUGCCAGACUUGCGUCAAAUUGGCAGGUAGGAUAUCUGUGCUCUCCAAAGGCAGCGAGGACACGUCUGGAUACAAUUUUGACAAAUUUUCACAAGAGAUUUCGGCUCAGAUUCAAGACAAGGUGCCUGAUACUGCGACUAUAGAGGCAGUCCUUCCGAGCACCCCCCUUCAGUGCGCAAUGCUUGUAUCGUUCAUCCAGUCUCGAGGGCAAAACUACCUCAACCUUUUAUCGUAUGCAGUGGACAAUACUAUUUCAGAGGACGAUUUGGUUCGUGCCUGGGAAGCCCUUCAAAUUCACCAUCCUAUGCUUCGGACAGGAUUUACUGCAGUCCAGCAUCGACAUGGCUCAUUUGCAAUGUUGCGAUACUCUACAUCAGAAUCUAUCAAGACAGCCAGUCAUAUAUUCUGUCUGGAAUCACAGGAUAAACUGCAAGGAUGGAAAGAAAAAGAAGCAGCGGCAAUCCUAAGCAAUCUCCAUCUCCCACCCUGGAGGGUUUCUCUGACCCAGGUCGAUGGCGAACUCAUGAUGAACGUUCUGGUACACCAUGCUCUAUACGAUGCGCAAUCUCUUGAUCAGAUGAUGGGCGACCUAUCAAGGCUUGUAGCUGGGCAAAAUAUGCAUCACCGAUCGAUUGAGCCUGCAUUGAAUAUUAUCCUAUCCAGAAGCCUCAAUGACGAUGACGCUGCGCAAGAAUUUUGGAAAGAAAAGGCCGAAAUGGCAGUGGUAAACACUUUUCCUAUCAUGACACCUCUGCGAGAAGAUGAGAGAUCAAUGGUUUCUCAUGAAAUCAAAGCUUCUAUGACGCUUUCAUCCUUGCAAAUGGCGACCACAAAACAAGGCGUCUCUAUCCAGGCAGUCAUCCAGGCGGCAUGGACACGAAUCCUUUCCUCGUACUUGGGCGAAGAGUCUGUCGUGUUUGGCGUCAUUCUCUCUGGCCGUGGUAUGGAAGAGACGCGGGAUGCGCCGUUUCCUUGCAUGAACACCAUUCCCGUCAUUGCGGUGAAUCAGCCAUCGAAUACCGAGUUGACACGAUAUAUGAUGGAAUACAACGCCGGCGCACAUAGGCAUCAGCACACUCCUCUGACCCAGAUUCAAAAAUGGCUGGGCCAUCCUGCGACGCCUGUGUUUGAUACACUCUUAGUGUACCAAAAGCUGGAGACUGAGACUGGCAUCUCGAAACGUUGGAAGCUUGUAAACGACGAUGCAACUGUUGAUUAUCCAGUGUCUCUGGAGGUUAAGCCGCAUAAUGACGACAUCCAGAUUUGCAUCACAUUCUUCAGUGACAUCUUACCAAAAGAACAAGCAGAGCUACUCGUCAGACAAUUCGAUGCAAUGAUGACACACAUUGCCACCGAGCCUGACGGUGACGAGGAUGGCAUCUACCGAUUGAAGCCUGAUCUUUUUGCGAUAACACCUCCCGUCUCACCAGAGCUGCCUGCACCUGUACAGCUCCUGCAUCAGUUUGUUGAGAAAAGAGCUCUGUCACAUCCUAAUGAUGUCGCUCUCGAGUUUGUUAGCAGAUUUGAUGGCUCCCGUCCGGUGAAACAGGUGUGGACGUAUGCUGAGUUCGACGCAAUGGGCAAUAGAAUGGCCAACUUGCUAAGCAAUGUUGCUCCCGUGGGGAGCAUCGUUGCGAUUCACUUUGACAAGUGCCCAGAAGCGUAUAUCUCGAUUCUCGGAAUUCUCAAAGCUGGAUGUGCAUUUGUUGCUCUCGAUCCUGGUGCUCCUAGCGACAGAAAGGAGUUUAUUCUCAAAGACUCACUGGCACCUUGCUUGUUGACAACUUCGGAUGGCAAAAUAGACUUUGAUACAGGCCUCAGAGUUGUACGUAUUGAUCUUGAGUAUUUGGAAAAGCUGUCUGAUCAGAAACGCGACCUGGGUGCUGAUUUCACCCCUGAUGCGACAUGCUAUUGUCUGUAUACAUCCGGCACGACGGGAACUCCAAAGGGAUGUGAAAUCACGCACGACAACUGUGUGCAGGCAAUGAUGGCUUUCCAAGAGCUCUUCAAAGGGCACUGGGGCGAUGAUUCAAGAUGGCUUCAGUUUGCCGCCCUUCAUUUCGAUGUCUCUGUCUUGGAGCAAUACUGGAGUUGGUCAGCCGGCAUUACGGUCGUUGCAGCUCCAAGAGAUCUCAUCCUGGAUGACUUGAUUGCAUCCAUCAACAACCUGGAGAUUACACACAUUGACCUAACGCCAAGUUUGGCUCGCCUUACUCAUCCGGAUGAGGUACCGGGCUUGUGUAAAGGCGUGUUCAUUACCGGUGGUGAACAGCUCAAACAAGAAAUCCUGGAUGCCUGGGGACCAAAGGCGGUUAUUUACAAUGCGUAUGGUCCAACGGAGGCGACGAUUGGCGUGACAAUGUAUCAGAGAGUGCCCAUCAAUGGACGACCUAGCAACAUUGGUAAACAAUUUCUCAACGUGGGAUCCUACGUUUUCCGCAAAGGAACCGAGAUUCCUGUAUUACGAGGUGCCGUCGGAGAACUCUGUGUUUCUGGAAGACUGGUCGGUAAAGGAUACCUGAACCGCAAGGAGCUUACCGAAGAAAGAUUCCCGACGCUUUCAGAGUUUGGGGAAAGAAUUUAUAGGACUGGCGACCUUGUUCGUAUCCUCCAUGAUGGCUGCUUUGACUUUCUUGGACGUGCAGAUGACCAGGUCAAGCUCCGUGGACAGCGCUUGGAAAUUGGCGAGAUCAAUCACGUUAUCCGCACUGGUGUCUCAGAGAUUAAAGAUGUUGCGACAAUCGUCAUCAAGCAUGCAUCAAGUGGGAAAGAUGUUCUCGUUUCGUUCUUAGUCGGCGAGCAGCAGUCCAAAGCUGUAUUGGCACCGUUGGUGGACGAGACGAAUCUGAGCACAAAGGCCAAAGAAGCAUGCCGAGCAAAGCUUCCAGGAUACAUGAUUCCCACGUAUUUCUUGGCCCUUGCAUAUAUCCCACUGUCUCCCAACAACAAGGUCGAAGCGAAGGAGCUGAAGAAGCUGUUCAACGGCUUGUCGCAUGAGCAGUUGAUGGAUCUUACCGCGCCAAAGACUGCUUCUCGAUCUGUUCAUGGCGAAACGGGCAACAAGGUGAUGCAGAUUUUGUCCGAUUUUACGGGUGUCAGCCCAGAUACCAUUGAUGGAGAGACAAACAUCUUUGACCUUGGAGUGGACUCCAUCAGCGCUUUACAGCUAUCUACGCUCUUCAAAGAUCGAGGAUUUGCAGCAUGCUCGCCGGCUAUUCUACUGCGAAAUCCCGUUAUCGCAGAUCUUACUGCAGCGCUCUCUGAGCAAUUCCUAUCAUCUCACAAGGAUAGCCGCGUAAAAGAGUCGCAGCAAUUGAUACAGGCAUAUCACCAUCGAUACCGCGCACUUGCGUGCAGCAUCUUACAUCUUCAAGGGGAAGAUAUCGAGCACAUUGCGCCAUGUUCAGCCCUCCAGCAGGGAAUCAUUUCCAAGUCCGUCACAGAUGAGAUUCGAGGUACCUACUUUAACUCGUUUGUUCUGAGUUUGAACGGUGAUGCUUCAGAAGAGCGAGUAAAGGCUGCUUGGUUAGAGCUCAUAGCUUCCGAGUCUAUUUUGCGAACGGCAUUCAUCAAUACUACGGAGGGCUACGUUCAAGUCACAUUGAAGAAUAAGGACUUACGCUGGAUUGAACAAACGGUGCAGAACGAUGAGGACACCAAGGCGUUGUUGGACAGCCAGUGGCAAGAAUGGGUGCAGCAAAACAGCGAACAUGUCAUUGCGCCGCUUGGGGCGAUUCUGAUAAAGGGGACAAGCUCUAAGAAACUGGUUAUCCACAUUUUCCAUGCGAUGUACGAUGGAAAUAGCUUCGAGCUGAUGUUGCAGCGGCUGAAAUCCAUCUAUUCUGGACAAUCUACUGCACCAUCUCCGUCAUAUAUAGAGGCGCUGUCCCAUGGCCCAUUAUGGAGGCACGAGGACUGCCGCAGUUUUUGGGAAAACCAUCUCCAGGGCUGGACGAGUUCUUCGACUCUUCGGCUUUCAUCUUCGCACGAUCGUGCUGCCUCAGAAACUCGUAUUAUCGAUGGGAGUGUACUGGAAGAUGCUCGAAAGAGACAAAAAGUCACUUUGCAGCCAGUCAUUAUGGCAUUGUGGGCGUCAGUUCUUCAGAAAUACUAUCCUGAUGGGCUAACAAUGGGCCUGAUUGUCUCUGGAAGAUCAAUGGAUCUUCCUGGCGUCGAGAACACAAUAGGUCCGCUGUUUAACACUGUACCCUUCUUCAACAAGACGCUGAAUGGCCAAACUUGGGCGUCGCUUAUCCGCAAAUGCAGCGAGUUUGGCACAAGCAUAUUGCCAUUUCAACACGUUCCACUGAAGAGCAUCCAGAAGUGGUGUGCUGGCGGCCGGCAAUUAUUCGACAACCUCUUUGUGUUUGAGGUCGAGCGGGAGACAAAGGAUGAGCCGAAUCUUUGGGAAAUAGCAGAUGGGCCUUUGAAUCCGGAUUACCCAUUGGCAUUGGAGGCCAAAAGGUUGUUGGAUGGCAAUGUCCAACUUACGCUUGUUGCACAGCGAUUCGUGGCGGAUGAGUCAAAGCUUCAAGAAAUGCUAGAUGAACUUGAAGAGAGCGUCAGACUCAUGGUUGCUGAUGGCCCAUUCCCCAAGUCUACUGAAGAGGAUGGAGUACCGCCUUCUGUUGAGCAAAACGGGUUCAAGUGGGCAGAUGACGAGGAUGACCAAACAUUCGAGUGGACUAGCCAGGCUAUCAGCAUCAGAGAUGCAAUCGCCUCGCUUUCUAGCCUAGACGAUGCUGAAAUUUCGACUGCAAAGACCAUUCUUGAACUUGGUCUGGACAGUAUUGAUGUGAUUCAGCUUUCUGCCAGGCUCAAGCAAAGAGGCAUCUUUCUACCAGCUUCUCACAUUAUGCGUCAACAGACAAUUGCAAAGAUGGUGGCAUCUAUUGAGACGGAGCACUCUGGAGAACUAUCCAAUGGCAAUACAGACUCUGCUUUCGACGAACUUGAGCAGAAGCUCUGGUCAUACGUCAAAAAGGUCGGGUUGAACACGAGUGAUGUAGAAGACGUGCUGCCGCCAACGCCUCUCCAAGAGUCCAUGGCGGCCGGGAUGAUUCACUCUAACUUUGAGUGGUACUUUAACCACGAUCUUCUUGAGAUUUCGGCGGGGAUAGAUGCUGAAAAACUCCGAGAAGCCUUCCUUGCGGUUAUCGAACAGUCGCCGGUUCUUCGAACGGGAUUCCUUGAAGUGGAUGAUUUGCAGCUCGAGAUGGCAUACUGCCAGGUUGUGCGUAAGUACUGGAACCAGAAAAUUAACAGUGUCCAAGUGCAAGAUUUGGGUGAGAUGGGCGCUCUUAUCGAAGAUGCAAAACGGAUCGCGAGAGCAAGCAGCGGAGUUGAUGCUCUAUUCCAGCUCAAGUUCGUGACGUGCAAAGAGAAGACGUUUGUUCUUGUGUCGAUUGCGCAUGCUUUGUAUGAUGGAUGGUCUCUGAGUCUGCUUUACCGAGAUUUAGAAACGGCAUAUCAUGGUCAGCUGCAGUCGAGGACAUCUGCGAAACCAUUUCUUCAAAGAAUACUUGCCUCGGCCACUGACGAAGCCCGUCGAUUCUGGGCCGGCCAUCUCGACGGUGUUGCGCCAUCGAUUCUCCCCGAACGACCAGAGGAUGGCGUGGACAAAGCCCUGCAUCGCAGAGAAUAUUCCGCAAGCAAACACAUGUCCGAAAUCGCCUCCUUCUGCAAGAAACAGGGCAUCAGUCUGCAAGUCUUAUGCCAGGCUUGCUGGGCUCUCGUACUCGCUCACCGGAUCAAGGCCUUGGAUGUGACGUUUGGCGUCGUCAUGUCCGGUCGCGAUUUCGAAGGGGCCGAAGAUUUAAUGUUUGCUACCAUCAACACGGUAGCACUCAGAUGCAUUCUACAUGGAACCUCUGUGUCUUUUUUACGAUACCUUGAAGCGAGCAUGGCGGAUAUCCGGGACCAUCAAUCGUAUCCCCUGAGAAAGAUUCAAAACGCGGUGCAGUUGUCCAGCGGCGAACUGUUCAACACGCUGUUUAUGCUCCAAAAGUUUCCGUACAGCUCAUCUGCGAAUCCCUUGUUGAAAUCUGUCGAUGGUGCUUCAGCCGUUGACUAUCCUGUGAGCAUCGAGGCGGAAGCUGUUGGUGAUGAUCUCGUUUGGCGAGUCGCUUGUCAGUCGCAAUUCAUCUCGGAGGAUGGGGCUGAAGGGCUGUUGGGAGAUUUGAACCGAGUUUUGGAGUUUUUGACAUACUCCGAAGAGCUCGAGAUACUCUCAUUCCAAGAAGAUGGUGUUUCGAUAGGUGGAUUGUCGCUCAUUUCGCUGGCUGAGGAUGAGCCUCUAAUCAAUGGUGAUCAUGGGCAAGGCCUAGCUAUUGAACAAACAGAGGACGAACUUGACGAAGCUGCAUUAACAAUCCGGAAAAUCCUCAGUUACGUGUCGGAUAUUCCAGAAGAGUCCAUCCGACCCCAGAGCAAUCUCUAUCAUCUUGGCCUGGACUCCAUCAGCGCCAUCAAGCUGUCUUCUCUCUUGCGCAAGGAAGGUCUCUACCUCAACCCGAGAGAUUUCAUCAGAGCGACGAGCAUCAGCCAAAUGGCGCAACUUGCGACGCCUCUGCAAACAAACGGCAAUACCAUCCACCCAAAAGUAACGGCGUGGACCCCUGAAGACAUCGACGUUGAUGAGCUUCUUUCUGAUGCGCACAUCUCCAAAAAUGAUGUCGAGGUGAUUCUUCCAGCGUUGGCUAUGCAAGUUUACAUGAUCAGUGCAUGGCAGAAUGCAGAGGGCAACGUCUUUUACCCUGAAUUUCAGUAUCUAGUCGAGGGGAUUGCUAGUGUUGAAGAUGUUUACUUGGCUUGGCAGUCUCUAGUUGCUCAGACACCGAUUCUGCGCACUGUUUUCAUUGCCACAGACUCUCCUCAGCAGCCAUUCUUACAGGCCCUUCUCAAGACCAGUCACCAGUCUGAUGAUUCUGCCAUCAAGCCAAUGGCGAACCUCGAUGUUGUCAGAAGAGAAGAUGGCAAAAUAGUAGUCAGGCUAAAGAUUCACCAUGCGCUCUACGACGGCGUCAGUAUUCCGGUAAUUAUGAAUCGUUUGUCGGAGCUUCUCAAAGGAAAUACUCUCGCAGUUGAGCAAGGGAUCGACGAAUGGUCAAGAUACACCAUCCAACCAUCUCUUGAAGAUUCCCGGCAGUCUCGCAGAGCCUUUUGGACAUUGUAUCUGCAAGGCUGCUCCUCAGAUGGCGACUCUUCUGCUUCCAUCAUGGCGGGCAAACACCGAGUAUCGCAUUUACGACGGUCCGCAGUAUCGAAUAUCGCAUACCUUCAAACGGCGGCCAAAGACAAAGGUGUCAGCCUGCAAGCGCUGUUCUUUGCAGCAUAUGCCAAGAUUCUUGCAGCAGGAAAUAUUGGAGUAACAGACGAUGGAAAGAAGACUGUCGUGUUUGGGAUUUACCUUGCCAAUCGAACAGAUGAAGCUCUUCCUCUGACAUUCCUAACACUCAAUCUUGUUCCUUUGAGGGUUCGACUGGCACCCAACGACAGCAUUCUCGAAAUUGCCGACAUGAUACAGAAUGACAUUCACGUUAUCGCUGCUAAUGGCCGUGCCGAUGUCGGUCUAUGGGAGGUUGCAGCUUGGACAGGUGUCAAGGUCACGUCGUUUGUCAAUUUCCUCAGCCUUCCCGAUGCCAUCUCCGAAACACCAAACGGCAAUUCAACAAGAAUUGGACUUAUUCCGCUGCAAAACGAAGAGUUUGCUCAAGAGGCGGAAGAAGAAGUAUCGUUUCACCCUUGUCUGUUGAAGAAUCCCGUGAGAGAGACGUUCCCGGCUGCAAUAGAUAUUGAGGCAUCGAUACAAGGUAAGAGUCUCGAUAUUGGAAUAUUUGGGUCUCGUCAGCGACUAUCCGACCAAGGGGCGGUUCAUCUGGUUGGCGAGAUUGUCUCAUACUUGGAGGAAUUAAAUGGCGAAGAGGGCGAAGAGAUGGAAGCGUGGGCAUCGACUUGGGUGACUGGCAACAGCAAAAAGAAAUGA